GCACACAUCACUUUCUCAUUCAGCCGGUGUCGACGAUCUCUUGACAUACAAAAGAAAUUUAUUCUGUGAGGAGUCUAUCUUUUUCCAAAUCAUGGACGCGUUCCAAGUCCAUACAACCUUCGUCAAUCAACUCAGAACUCUCAAUGCCACUCAGCAGGACGUACAGAAAUCAGUGUCCUUUGCCAUGCGGCACAUCGACAACCAUGAGGAUUUGUGGAGUUGCAUCAUGCAAGCAUGUCACGAAGCCUCCCUGAACCUUAAGAUGAACAUUCUCUAUUUUAUCGAGAGUCUCUGCGAGAUGUCGUCCAGUGUCGGCCCUGAGCCAUAUUAUGUCCAGCAUCUGGCUAGAGAUUUAAGGGCGCUUGUAAAUUUGUUGGUUCCAGAUUCCAGAGAGGGCCUGCUCAAUCUGUACGGCACAAAGCAGGUUAUACGGAAUUGGCGUAAUCGACGUUUCAUCAACCAGGAUGCCUUUGACGUUGCUGAUGCCCUAUUAGAGCGCAGGCAGGACUGGAGCCAUGUCGAGCAAAAUGGCACCCCAGGAACGCCGAUACGAGAAGAUAAAUAUGUGAAAGGCGAUGCAAUUGGCCGGAUGAGCAAGCAGCAGAGGAUUGACAGGAUGAACGAAGAUCGCGAGCGGCAAAAACGCUUGCGGGAACAACGAUGGAUCCUGCCUAUUCCCCCUGUUGCAGUCCAACAUCGUUUAGCCAGCACGCUUCCAGCCACGCUCAGUGUGAACGAUGCAGCACUAGAUAAGGAGUUUGACGAUAUCUGGGAGACGACAUCCGAUUGGAAUGAAGAUGAUGACGAUGCUAUAAACGAGGAGAACGACUUGUGUUUUCCAGGCGUGUUAUUCAGACAGGGAAUAAAUCGGGGAGGUGGUGACAGGUGACAAUUGCCUGUCGAGCUUCUAUGACCGCCUGAUGCCUGAACGAGUAUUGUAAUAUUAUCAUGAACUACAUGUAUCAAGAACAUCCUACAACCACAUGCGAGAGCGAGCAUUUUAUUCGCUUGUUUGAAGACAUGUCGUAUUUUAUUGAAACAGGUAUUGAAAGGUCAAGCAGUCAAAAUGCGCCGUGCGGAUGAAAAAGAACACAGCAUACUGCAACCCUAGUACUCCAAUGCCUCAGCAUCAUCCACUUCUGCUUUAUUGAUGCUUGGAUUAGGAUCUGGGGGAGCCUCUGCAAACGCAAGUGUCACUGAAUCUUCGUAUGCAAUGCCUUCAGACAGCUUCUCUCCCUCCAUCAACACGUCCUGGUUUGAAAACUCUUGCACCUGCUGGCGGAGCACAUCCACCUCCUCUAUACCUUUCUUUCUCUCCUCCUUCCAGGUUUUCUGUUCAUCGCCCACCUGUUCUCUGACUCCUUCUUGACGAGUUUUGAGAAAAGCUUCCUGCUCAGGGAGCAGAAUGGCUGGGAGGUAAUAAAGCACUGUCUGUGUGGCUGCCGGGGGUGGAAUGGAGAUGGGGAGAGAAAAGGGAUCAUUGGUAGGAUGUGAAAUAUGAUCAGAAGUAAUAAGGAAAUGAGAGAGAUAAGGCUUGAUCUCAUGGGUGAGGCGAAGGAGAUUGUCCUUCAUGACCAGUUCAUCCUCCUUGUGACUUGCGAGCAUUCUUGACCUUUUAAUAUCUGCCUGUCGUCUUACUUCCAUUUGUUCGUGCGCAAGCUUUGACUGGAGCUUUGUUUCCAGCGACAUCCGACGGCGUGCAGCAUCGGUCUUGUUUCGCUCCGCAUCUUCGUCCUUCGCUUUAUUCAGUGUCCCAACCAGAAUCCCAAACAUCGUCUUGCCGCGCUUGCGAGGUUCCGUGGUGAGAUCCAGCCGAGGUCUUUUGCGAGGAGGGUGCGGGACAUGUGCGGGGGAAGCAUUUCUAGGACUGGGAGGCACUUCGUUCAUAAAAUCUUCAGCUGAACGAUGGACAACAGUCUCUGGCACAACAUCCUGCUCUACUUCAGCCAUAUUUCUUCGAUGUCGGUG
This is a messenger RNA of Dacryopinax primogenitus, 1968 nucleotides long. RefSeq lists its product as uncharacterized. The transcript is spliced from 9 exons. Lineage: Eukaryota; Fungi; Basidiomycota; Dacrymycetes; Dacrymycetales; Dacrymycetaceae. Gene Ontology annotation, biological process: positive regulation of DNA-templated transcription, elongation; positive regulation of transcription by RNA polymerase I. Gene Ontology annotation, cellular component: CTDK-1 complex. Bases 92 to 889 code for a protein of 265 amino acids. The record is from RefSeq and is a predicted model, not a curated record.